GUGGAGAGGAAUGGGAAUCGUUAAGGCCGGUUAUCAGUUUGGUGCCUGUUUGUUGCUCGAGGAGGGGCAUAGAGCUUACAAAUAGUGAAGAGGAAGGGGCGAGGCUGGACCAGGUGGGAGCGGGGGUGCCCCAAGUCCCAGGGCGGUGAGGAUCGAGGCAGGACAUGACACCAGUGGCAUAUCACGGCCAUGGGGUCUCAGCAUUCCGCUGCUGCUCGCCCCUCCUCCUGCAGGCGAAAGCAAGAAGAUGACAGGGACGGUUUGCUGGCUGAAAGAGAGCAGGAAGAAGCCAUUGCUCAGUUCCCAUAUGUGGAAUUCACCGGGAGAGAUAGCAUCACCUGUCUCACGUGCCAGGGGACAGGCUACAUUCCAACAGAGCAAGUGAAUGAGUUGGUGGCUUUGAUCCCACACAGCGAUCAGAGAUUGCGCCCUCAGCGAACUAAGCAAUAUGUCCUCCUGUCCAUCCUGCUUUGUCUCCUGGCAUCUGGUUUGGUGGUUUUCUUCCUGUUUCCGCAUUCAGUCCUUGUGGAUGAUGACGGCAUCAAAGUGGUGAAAGUCACAUUUAAUAAGCAAGACUCCCUUGUAAUUCUCACCAUCAUGGCCACCCUGAAAAUCAGGAACUCCAACUUCUACACGGUGGCAGUGACCAGCCUGUCCAGCCAGAUUCAGUACAUGAACACAGUGGUCGGUACAUAUGUGACUACUAACGUCUCCCUUAUUCCACCUCGGAGUGAGCAACUGGUGAAUUUUACCGGGAAGGCCGAGAUGGGAGGACCGUUUUCCUAUGUGUACUUCUUCUGCACGGUACCUGAGAUCCUGGUGCACAACAUAGUGAUCUUCAUGCGAACUUCAGUGAAGAUUUCAUACAUUGGCCUCAUGACCCAGAGCUCCUUGGAGACACAUCACUAUGUGGAUUGUGGAGGAAAUUCCACAGCUAUUUAACAACUGCUAUUGGUUCUUCCACACAGCGCCUGUAGAAGAGAGCACAGCAUAUGUUCCCAAGGCCUGAGUUCUGUACCUACCCCCACGUGGUGUAAGCAGAGGAGGAAUUGGUUCACUUAACUCCCAGCAAACAUCCUCCUGCCACUUAGGAGGAAACACCUCCCUAUGGUACCAUUUAUGUUUCUCAGAACCAGCAGAAUCACUGCCCAGUGCCUAGCCUGUGCCCAGCAAAUAGUUGGCACUCAAUAAAGAUUUGCAGAAUUUAAUACAGAUCUUUUCAGCUGUUCUUAGGGCAUUAUAAAUGGAAAUCAUAACGUGGUUCUAGGUUAUCAAACCAUGGAGUGAUGUGGAGCUAGGAUUGUGAGUGAGCUGCAGGCCAUUAUCAGUGCCUCAUCUGUGCAGAAGUGGCAGCAGAGAGGGACCAUCCAAAUACCUAAGAGAAAACAGACCUAUUCAGGAUGUGAAUUUGUUUCAGCUGUUCCCAAAGGCCUGGGAGCUUUUCGAAAAGAAAGAAAAAAGUGUGUUGGCUUUUUUUUUUUUUUUUUUUAGAAAGUUAGAAUUGUUUUUACCAAGAGUCUAUGUGGGGCUUGAUUCACCCUUCAUCCAUUGGCUGGAACAUGGAUUGGGGAUUUGAUAGAAAAAUAAACCCUGCUUUUGAUUCA
Gorilla gorilla gorilla (western lowland gorilla) is the source of this 1604-nucleotide messenger RNA. It is a transcript of the gene TMEM106C, whose product is annotated as transmembrane protein 106C. The transcript is spliced from 8 exons. Bases 190 to 942 code for a protein of 250 amino acids. The record is from RefSeq and is a predicted model, not a curated record. Lineage: Eukaryota; Metazoa; Chordata; Mammalia; Primates; Hominidae.